Molecule: messenger RNA, 271 nt
Organism: Corapipo altera (White-ruffed manakin)
Lineage: Eukaryota; Metazoa; Chordata; Aves; Passeriformes; Pipridae
Product: sentrin-specific protease 1-like
Exons: 4
Biological process (GO): protein desumoylation
Cellular component (GO): nucleus
Molecular function (GO): deSUMOylase activity
Source: RefSeq, a predicted model, not a curated record
GCCCAGAGAUCCAGGAUUCCAGGAGGCUUUUAUUGGUUGAAUGCAGUGGGAGGAUCACACCUGGAAGGAGGGACGGAGGUCCUACUCAUGGCAGUACCUGAAGCAGGAAAGCCUGGACAAGAAGAGGAAGGAGUUUGACACCAAUGGCUGGGCCCUGCUGAGCAAGAAGAGCCAGGAGAUCCCCCAGCAGAUGAACGGCAGCGACUGCGGGAUGUUCGCCUGCAAAUACGCCGACUGCAUCACCAAAGACAAACCCAUCAACUUCACCCAG